Molecule: messenger RNA, 2783 nt
Organism: Oncorhynchus gorbuscha (pink salmon)
Lineage: Eukaryota; Metazoa; Chordata; Actinopteri; Salmoniformes; Salmonidae
Product: zinc finger protein 239-like
Exons: 2
Coding region: 261-1355 (364 amino acids)
Biological process (GO): regulation of transcription by RNA polymerase II
Cellular component (GO): nucleus
Molecular function (GO): DNA-binding transcription factor activity, RNA polymerase II-specific; RNA polymerase II cis-regulatory region sequence-specific DNA binding
Source: RefSeq, a predicted model, not a curated record
UCCAGUUAACCGGACGCUUAUUCAACAACAACAACAGCAGCUAGUCAGCCACCACGGUAGCUUGCUAGCCAACAUAGCCGAAGCAUUGGAUAUCUUUAGAUCAUUUCCUUCUAUAUUAGCCACUGUGUUUUAAAACCACUUCUGUCGUCGUAAAGUUAGCUAGUUACCCCCUUUCAUUUCAUAUUUACGUUGCUAUAGCUAGCUGGGUAGCUAAAACAGCCUAGUCGCUCAGGCUAACUAACUUGCCAACCUCUCUGAGCAUGAGUUUACUAAAAUACUCUCCAUCUGCUAAAGAAGAGGGUGUCUGCUGGACGGUGAAAGAAGCUCUGGGGCUGGACAUUGUCGUAAAAGAGGAGGAGGAAGAGGAUGUUCCAGUGAAAAAAGAAAAUAAAGAAAUUCCUGUGAAAGAAGAGGAAGGAGAGUUCAGAGUGAAAGAGGAGGAGGAUGUUACUGUGAACGAAGAGGAGAAAGAGAAGGAACAGGAUACCGUUUUUGGAGUGAAGGAGGAGGGGGAGAUAACUGUCACAUUGAAAGAGGAGGAUGAGACUGGAGAUCUGAUUAACACCGAAGAGAGACCAGACUCUCACUCUGACAGCGCGGAGAGUCCUUCAGGGGAACCAGAUGCAGAGACGUCCAAACCAGCGAGACGAUACCACUGUUCCCAGUGUGGAAAGAGUUUUACUCAGUUAAGGGGCCUGAAAAUGCAUCGGAGAAUACACACAGGAGAUACACCUUACCACUGUAUCCACUGUGGAAAGAGUUUUAGAUGGUUAGGAAGCCUAAAGGACCAUAAGAGAAUACACACAGGAGAGAAGCCUCACCACUGCUCCGAGUGUGGAAAGCGUUUUACCCGAUUACUACACCUGACAUCACAUCAAAGGACACACACAGGAGAAAAGCCUUUCCCAUGUUCCCAGUGUGGAAAGGGUUUUACCCAGUUAGGGAGCCUGAAGGAGCAUGAGAGAAUACACACAGGAGAAAGCCCUUUUCCAUGCUCCCAGUGUGGAAAGAGUUUUACCCGUUUAAGGAGCUUGAAGGGGCAUGAGAGGACACACACAGGAGAAAGGCCUUUCCAAUGUUCCCAGUGUGGAAAGGGUUUUAACCGAAUAGGGAGUCUGAAGGAGCAUGAGAGGACACACACAGGAGAAAAGCCUUUCCAAUGUUCUCAGUGUGGAAAUAGAUUUACCCGGUUAGGGAACCUGAAAGGGCAUGAAAGAAUACAUACAAAACCACAGGAGGAGGAGGAGGAGGAGAAGAAAUACCAUUGCUCUCAUUGUGGAAAGAAAUUUUUCAGAUCAGAGGACCUGAAAACACAUGAGAGGAUAGAGAGGCUGUGUUCUGACUUAAGUUUUUGACUGAGAAUGUGUGUUUUUGUUCAUGCUACAUGAAAUCAAAUUGUAAAUGCAAAAGCUUGCUAAAAAAUAGGCCUACAUUUGUUUUUCAUUUUUAACCUCGAGGCAUACAGGAUGGUUCUCAAUAUGCAUACGUUCUCUUGAGUACUUUCUUGUGAGGAUGAAUGUGGAGAAGGCAUAAAACAUUUGAUUUGAGAAGCAAUCACACCCCCCGCACUGUGUUACAUCACGCUGCAUCUCCCCAUUCACUGAGCCUUCUUCCAGCCAGGACAAUGGAAACAAUAGAGAUGAAAAAAAGAUAGACACAAAGCAAAUCUUUUACUUCAUAAUUAUCAGCUAGAUAUAUGUGAAUCGUAAUCUAACUAUCCAUCUAGCUAGUAAACAGGCAAAAAUGAUCUAAAACGAAUGUUAUGCAAGGUAGAUGUCAAUUCUUCAUGGUUUGCUAGCUAGCCAGUUAGUCCUAUUGACUUACACUGAACCUUGCUUUUUCUAGGCAGGACAAUGGCAAGAGACGAAACAAGAUAUACACAAAGCAAAUGUUUUACUUCAUAACUAUCAGCUUGCUAUAUGUGAAUCGUAGUAAUAUAUAUAUAUAUUUUUCUUUUUACCUUUAUUUAACCAGGCAAGUCAGUUAAGAACACAUUCUUAUUUUCAAUGACGGCCUGGGAACAGUGGGUUAACUGCCUGUUCAGGGGCAGAACGACAGAUUCGUACCUUGUCAGCUCGGGGAUUUGAACUUACAACCUUCCGGUUAAUAGUCUAACGCUCUAACCACUAGGCUACCCUAUAACAAGCAAAAAUGACCUAAAACCAAUGUGAUCAAGGUAGAUGUCAAUUCUUUGUGGGUAGCUAGCUAACAAUUCUUUGUGGCUAUCUGGCUAGCUAACAGUAGUAGCUAGCAUGUUAUCUCUAUUGAUUUACUAUGGGCUUAGGACCUACGCACACUACAGUGGGUAUUGUAGGCAGGUAACCAUGCCAAAAUUAACACUGCGUGUAUUUAUUCACGUAGCAAGAUAAAAUAUUGCAGCCAGGCAACAUAUGAGAUGUGAAUAGGCAACAUUUCAUUCCAAAGUUGGAGUAUAUUUUCUCUUUCUUCAGCUCAAAUAAUGGUCUCCAUUGAGUUCAAGAAAAUUUGAGAAACAUCUACGGUGUCUUCAGAAAGUAUUCGCACCCUUUGACUUUUUCCACAUUUUCUUGUUACAAAAUGAGAUUAAAGUGGAUUUAGUUGUCAACAAUUGACACAAAAUAAUCAGUCAAAGUGGAAGAAAAUGUGUUACUUUUUAUUAAUGGAAAAUAAGACACUAAUAUAGGUUGGUAGGCCUCCUUGCUCGCACACGCUUUUUCAGUUCUGCCCACAAGUUUUCUAUAGGAUUGAGGUCAAGGCUUUGUGAAGGCCACUCCAAUACCUUGACUUUGUUGUCCUUUAGCCAU